AUGCAAGACCUCGGGCUUGCUCUCCAGCUGCAGCGCGAGGAGCUGGAAAGCCUGAAGAAUGGGAGGAAGGGAAAAGGCCGUGAAGGAGAAGCGGACGACCUCGAGUGCGCCAUCCAGCUCUUCGAGGCCGAGCUGUCGUCGUGCGCAACCCAAGCCUCCGACAGCGCCAUGUGCCGCAGCAUCGCCCGCGCUGUCGUGCUCGACGCCGAACUAAUCCGCGCCAUCACGCAGCAAGAGGAGCAAGCGGCGCAGGACCGAGUGCUCGCCAGCCGGCUGAGCUCGGGCGGUAUGGCACCGUCAACAGCGGCGUCUGCCCGACGCGCUGAGGUCGUGCGCUGCCAGGACCAGGACUCAGACGACGACGAGCAACGUCUGACCGAGCUCUGGAGAUUCAACGUUCCGCUCGACCAACACCCGGCCGAGUCCUCGACGUGGGCCGCGAGCCGGCCCGGCUCGCCAUCAACACACCCAAGCGGAAGCGGCCGGUGCGGCAGCGAACAGCCGACCAUCGAGUGCAACAGCUGCGGCGACCACCGCCCCAGCGCAGACGUCGCCCGCUGCGAAUGCGGCCACCACUACUGCCGCGAGUGCCUGGCGACGCUGUUCACGCUGUCGCUGACGGACGAGUCGCUGUUCCCGCCCCGGUGCUGCGGCCGGGCGAUCGCGCUCGACGGCUGCCGGCCGCUCCUCUCGGCCACGCUGGCGGGCAAGUUCCUGGCCAGGAAGGCCGAGAUGGACACGCCGAACCGGACGUACUGCCACCGGCCGGCGUGCUCCGCGUUCGUGCCGCCGCCGUUCGUCGUCGCCGACGUGGCCACCUGCGUCCGCUGCGGCAAGAAAACCUGCGCCAUCUGCAAGGGCGCCGCGCACGACGGCGACUGCCCGCACGACGAGGCGGUGCAGGAGCUGCUUCGCGUCGCGGCCGAGAACGGCUGGCAGCGGUGCUAUGCUUGCCAUCGCCUGGUCGAGCUGGAAUAUGGGUGUAAUCACAUGACCUGUCGCUGCAAGGCCGAGUUUUGCUACAUCUGCGGAGCCAAGUGGAAGACGUGCGAUUGUCCGCAAUGGAACGAGGACCGGCUGCUCGCCCGCGCGAAUGUCAUCGUCAAUCGCGAUCCCGGCGCCCAGCAGCUCAACGACGCAGGGAGGGCGAACCGAGUGGAGAGGGAGAGGCGCAACCUGGUGCACAACCACGAGUGCCAGCACGACAACUGGCAAGUCCGCCACGGCGAAAACCGCUGUGAACAGUGCCACGAUGACCUUCCGCUCUAUAUCUAUGAAUGCACGCAGUGCAUGCUCUUGGCCUGCCACCGUUGCCGGUAUAACCGUCUCUGA
This is a messenger RNA of Thermothielavioides terrestris NRRL 8126, 1332 nucleotides long. RefSeq lists its product as uncharacterized. The record is from RefSeq and is a predicted model, not a curated record. Gene Ontology annotation, molecular function: zinc ion binding; ubiquitin conjugating enzyme binding; ubiquitin protein ligase activity. The transcript is spliced from 2 exons. Gene Ontology annotation, biological process: ubiquitin-dependent protein catabolic process; positive regulation of proteasomal ubiquitin-dependent protein catabolic process; protein polyubiquitination. The coding region runs from base 1 to 1332 and encodes 443 amino acids. NCBI's taxonomy places the organism in Eukaryota, Fungi, Ascomycota, Sordariomycetes, Sordariales, Chaetomiaceae. Gene Ontology annotation, cellular component: ubiquitin ligase complex; cytoplasm.